Messenger RNA from Fraxinus pennsylvanica, 708 nucleotides. The record is from the annotation of a GenBank genome assembly. Lineage: Eukaryota; Viridiplantae; Streptophyta; Magnoliopsida; Lamiales; Oleaceae.
AUGUUUGAGAAGCGGGCAUAUAUACUUGGAUAUGAUCUUGAAGAAACCGUGAAACCAAAUGUUGAUUGUUUGAUGAGUUUUGGGAUUAGCAAAGAAGCGCUUGCUUCUGUUAUUGCACAGUAUCCACAAAUUCUUGGAUUGCCUUUGAAGGCUAAAUUGUCAUCGCAACAAUUCUUUUUCAACUUGAAGCUCAAGAUUGAUCCCGAUGGAUUUGCUCGUGUGAUUGAAAAGAUGCCACAGAUUGUUAGCCUCAAGCAAAAUGUGAUUAUGAAACCUGUUGACUUCUUUCUUGGUCGGGGUAUUCCCGCUAAUGAUGUGGCAAAAAUGGUCGUUAAGUGUCCCCAAUUACUUUCUCUGCAAGUUGGGCUCAUGAAAAACAGUUAUUACUAUUUCAAGAGUGAAAUGGGCAGACCAGCGAAAGAGCUUGUAGAGUUCCCCGAGUACUUUACUUAUAGCUUGGAGCUAAGGAUUAAACCAAGGUACCAAAGGUUACAAAGCAAGGGGAUUAGAUGUUCUCUCGCAUGGUUCCUCAAUUGUAGCGAUCUGAGAUUUGAAGAGAGAUUGAAAGGUGAAUAUAUUGAGGCAGAGAGUUUUGGUCCAACAUUUAUUAUGGGUGGCAAGUUGGAGCUUCCUGGGAGUGAGAUUGUAUCAGAAGAGGAGUAUGAGAGCGAUGAUGAAAUACUUUAUAGACGCACUGUUUCCUUGUAA